GCUGGGAGUAUCCCCUUAUGGCAGCCCGGAUGACAUGCGAUCAACAAAGAGGCCUCGUGUUCACUCUCUUUCGCCUACAGUCGUCGUCACUCCUGGCGUUGCAGUUGUGCAUUCUCCGUUGCCGCCCUUGUUGCCGUCUCCAGCGCGCCGUCCAUACACUCCAGUACACCCUCUGUCGGAUUUCGAUGCGUUGUGUUUUCCUGUGCUGUCGCCGCCAUUGCAACCUCGCCGUUUGGAGUUUCUGUCGUGUGCUGCGCAGCCAUUUCCUCCUCCACUUUUCGUUGGACGCAACGGGUUGGACUCCAUCCCCCUAGAGGGGUGUUCUCAAUCAUCAGGAGCGGUGUUUGGAAGUGGAGGGUCCACACUGCGUGACGGAGGACGUCGGAGUGUAGAACCGCGGGUCUCACAUUCAUUCGCCGCAUCAGGUCAUGGGCAGGGGGGUGUAUUGGAUGAUGCACAUCGUGCCUCUUCCGCCCGUCGCUCUCUCGUCUCCCGGUUCGACGAGGAUGACAAUGUGUGUGGUAGCGGAGAUAGGCCCGACCGUUUCGAUCCUGGCGCUCAAAAUCUUGGUACGGGUCGUUCUGAACACUCGGGCGGGUCUUUGGGCCAAUUCGAUUCGCAGUCAACUGGUUCCGCGAAGUACUCUCGUUUGUUCCUGACUACCGCUUGCAAGGAGAGACUGCGCCUUUUACAAUCUGCGAUGAAAGAAGUGAGCGACAAGUCUGGGGUCAUGAGCAAUGUCGUUGACCGACUGUUGCAUUGGUCAUUGCCAGCCAUCCGGUCAGAGUUCGGGGACGGUGUGGCGUCGAGGAUCGAGAGAACACUACCGGCCGACAGCCGUGCAAAUGUGUUUCGUCUCGGAGCAGGAGGGGAUGAUUCGACAGCAGACGCUGAGGAUGAUGGCGAGCGUGAGGGUGAAGGGAGCGGUGGAGGCAAUGGCAGGUCAUUUUGUGGGUCGGAUGAUUCACUACCUCUUUCAGGGCACGGGUCACAGCAUGGCCGCAGAUCGCGCGGGCGGCCACCAAGCCGUGGCAGGUCGCGUUCGCGUUUCGAACAUGUACGUCCUUUGUGCUGGGACGAUUCGAAGGAUGGUGCUCUGCAAACCGGACCUUGCAAUAAUCGGUCUGCACAUGUGUUGGAAUCGAUGGGGCACUGGGAAGGCUCGAAAGCGCCUGAUGUCGUCUUCGUGGAGCCGGUGAAGCUGCUGCAGUUGCUCGGGUUGUUUGAUUUGAGUUGCCCGCGCCACGGGGGCGGUUGUGCUGUGGAUGUGUCCUUUGUCGGUUAUCGUGGGCAGAUUUGUCGCAUUUCGCUCGCUUGUGAUAAGCCCUGUCGUUGGACAUGGCACAGUGCAUUGGUUGGGGGAGCUGUGUACUCUUGCAGACUUCAGCAGCAGUUGUUCUAUGCGACCGUCACUGCGGGUAUGACAUAUACCGUCCUCAAUGACUUCUGCAUCGCGUUUGGGGUGGCACCUGUGCACAAGCCCACUUUUUACAGUUGCAUGCGAGGUGAGCCGAAUGUGCGUGAGGGUUGGAAUGCAAAGGUUGUCAUGCAGAGCGUGCGGUAUUGCGACUUGGCCAUUGACACGAUUAUGCGAUCAGGGAGACCCGUCACUUUAAUGGUUGACGGUCGCUACGACUCGGGCAGGUCUGCGCAGCAUUGCACUGUUACCGCGAUUGAGUKUGAUACUCGUCUUGUGGUGGGUGUUCACACUCUUCGGCCAAAAAAUGAGGGAAAGGUGUCGAACCAACUUGAGGUUCCUGCUGUUGUGCGCCUGUUGAGAGGCCUGCUGUCGAGGGGGUUGAAGAUCCGGUGUGUUGUCUCCGACGAUUGUGCUGCAUUGGGUCCACAGUUGGAGCGCCUGGGUAUUGAAUGGCAGAAGGAUUGYCAUCAUAAGGUAAAAAACAUUCGCAAGGCACUUAGAAAAGUCGUGACACUGAAGGUGCCAAANUUCGCAAGGCACUUAGAAAAAGAUGAGGGCGGCGACUUUGUCACUCUGCACAAUGAUGUCAUGAUGAUCGCCAACCAUUGGGCCGGGGACGACUCCAGGUGCGUUGCGGACAGAGAGCUUCUAUGCUCUAAGGCGGGUGGCCCAUCUCGGCUGCCUCUGUACACGCACGACGACCCCGUGUAUGACAUCAUUCACCAGACGUUGGGAAGGCAUUGCAGCACGACCGUUUGUUCGUACUACACGGAGUUCCGUCACAUGUCGACGGUUGAGACCUUCCAGGGCACAAUCAUCAUUUACGCGAAGAAGGCCUUGCACUUCGAGAAGUCGUAUGAGCCGCGUUUGGCGAUUGCAGUCAUUCGAUGGAACAGUCAUGCAUGGCAGGAUCCCUUGGAGUAUCGUGUCCGCAGACCUUCUGGGACUUCGAUUCGUCCAAGGCCGAGCCACUACCGUCACAAUCGGCCACCUACCGAUUCGUGGAUGGAUCGGUUGUCCACGUUCGUCUUCGGUUCAAAAUGUGUUUCAGAUUGGGCUCGAUGCCUUCUCGAGUACGACGACUGUGAUGUGUCGAUCGAGGUCGGGUCCUCGACACCUCCUCUGCCUCGCGAUCUUUUUUGCAGAGGUGAGGAUACCAUUGCCCGUGACGAGGACGACGUUGCUUCAGGUGCGGAUCCCGACGUUGUGGGGGAUGACGAUGUUUUCAUCAUUGGCGACGGGGAUGGGUUGCCUGGACCGGCGGAUGCCGUGUCCGAUCGAUCAUGCGAUUCUCUAUUGGACGCAGAUGAUGUCGAGUUGUUCGACGACUGACAUCAUGUUAUGUCGUAGUACCUUGUACAUACGACUUUUAUGUUUUUCGGCU
This is a messenger RNA of Chara braunii, 2804 nucleotides long. The record is from the annotation of a GenBank genome assembly. NCBI's taxonomy places the organism in Eukaryota, Viridiplantae, Streptophyta, Charophyceae, Charales, Characeae.